AGGAACUUCAUUCCCUUCUCUGUGUCGGGAUCCCAGAAAGUAUGCCCCUUCUGUCACCAUGAACUGGCUUUCCAGUUCCCCGGGAGUCGUGCUGACUGCCUACCACCCCAGCAGCAAGGACCAGGCCGUAGGGGGGAUCCCUGGCAAAGGGGAAGACACUUCCAGAUGUAGAUAUGGCCAGCAUUCUGUGAACCAAGAACUUACCAAAAUUACGGGAAGAUCUCCAUGUGAUCGAUCAGCUUCUCUGGAAUCCUUGAAUGACAUCUGUAUGGACGACUAUUGGACUGAAGUAGAAAACAUCAAGCAAUCUAAUGAAAACAGACAAGAUCAAGAACUGGUAGUUGUCAAAGAGCCUGAUGAAGGAGAACUGGAAGAAGAGUGGCUCAAAGAAGCUGGUUUGUACAAUCUGUUUGGCGAGUCUGCUGGAGACCCUCAAGAAAGUAUGGUGUUUUUAUCUACUCUGACCCGGACCCAGGCAGCAGCUGUUCAGAAGCGGGUAGAAACUGUCUCUCAGACCUUGAGGAAAAAAAACAAACAGUACCAGAUCCCUGAUGUCAGAGACAUAUUUGCUCAACAGAGAGACUCAAAAGAAAAUGCUUCAGAUGGCACUGAAUUGCAGUCAGUCAGAACAAAUGAAAAUAAAUACAAAGGAAAAGAUGACCAAGCAUCUAGCCUAGUGUUAGGUGAAAAGGAGCUGAUUUCACCAGUGUCUGAGGAGGCACUCACCCCUGAAGCAGAUAUCAACCUAAAUGUGUCAUUUGCAGAACAAGCAGCCACUCAGAAAGAAAAUUUCAAGGAUAAGUCCCAGAAAAGCAAUGGCAACAAUGCCCAGUUAUCUAACUUGAUAAAAGACAAAACUGGAACCACCAAGAUUGGUGACCUCGCUCCCCAGGAUAUGAAGAAAGUUUGCCCUAUAGUUCUGGUUGAACUGACUGCUCUCUGUGAUGUCUUGGGUAUUGAAAUGAAGCAACAAAAAGCUGUGAAAAUCAAAACUAAAGAUUCUGGCCUCUUUGGUGUUCCCUUGACAGUAUUGUUAGAACAAGAUCAGAAAAAAGUACCAGGAACUCGAAUACCCUUAAUAUUUCAAAAACUGAUUUCUCGGAUUGAAGAAGGGGGUUUGGAAACUGAAGGCCUCUUAAGAAUACCUGGAGCUGCCUUUAGGAUCAAGAAUUUCUGCCAAGAACUGGAAGCAAAGUUUUAUGAAGGGACUUUUAAUUGGGAAAGUGUCAAGCAGCAUGAUGCAGCCAGCUUGCUGAAGCACUUCAUUCGGGAGCUUCCUCAGCCACUACUUAGUGUUGAAUAUCUCAAAGCCUUCCAGAAUGUCCAGAAGCUUCCAACCAGGACACAACAACUGCAGGCCUUGAACCUUCUUGUCAUUCUCCUGCCUGAUGCAAACAGAGACACACUGAAGGCUCUGCUUGAAUUUCUUCAAAGAGUAAUAGACAAGAGAGAGAAAAAUAAGAUGACAGUAACGAAUGUGGCAAUGGUCAUGGCCCCCAAUCUCUUCAUGAGUCACACAUUAGGAUUAAAAUCCACUGAACAGCAAGAAUUUGGAAUGGCAGCUGGGACAGCUAAUGUCAUGCACUUAUUGAUCAAACAUCAACAAAUUCUGUGGACAAUCCCCAAAUUUAUUCUUAACCAAGUGAGAAAACUAAACACAGAACACCAGAAAAAAGAGAAAAAAGCCAGGAAGAAAUUGCUGAAGAAAAUGGCUCACGAUCGAGAAAAAUAUGAAAAGCAAGAGAAGAAUACAAAUGAUGCUGAUGUUCCUCAGGGAGUAAUUCGAGUGCAAGCUCCCCAUCUUUCGAAAGUUUCCAUGGCAAUACAGCUAACUGAAGAACUAAAAGCCAGUGAUGUACUUGCCAGAUUUCUCAGCCAAGAAAGUGGAAUUGCCCAGACACUCAAGAAAGGGGAAGUUUGUUUGUUUGAAAUUGGAGGAAAUAUUGGGGAACGCUGCCUGCAUAAUGACACUUAUAUGAAGGACUUGUAUCAGCUCAACCCAAAUGCUGAGUGGGUUAUAAAGUCAAAGCCAUCAUAGAAGACAUAUUCUACAAAUAACUAGAAGGACUAUCUUAAUAUUUUCGGGGUCAAGAAUUUAAAUAAAAGGAACAUCAGGACCUUUAUUAUUCAAACAUUCCAGACUGUUGAGUAGAGAUAUUCUCAGGCUUUAAAAUGUUGCAAGUUUGUGCUGCUGCCAGAAUUGUCUUAAUAUUAAUUAUCAAUAUCAUUAUAAGAAAACAAACAUCUCUGUGAAAAGAGGCAAGGGGCUUAAUUAACUUCUAGGCUAUUUUUUUAUACUCUGAAGUAAGC
Suncus etruscus (white-toothed pygmy shrew) is the source of this 2310-nucleotide messenger RNA. RefSeq names its product Rho GTPase activating protein 18 (gene ARHGAP18). Bases 59 to 2038 code for a protein of 659 amino acids. Gene Ontology annotation, biological process: regulation of small GTPase mediated signal transduction; signal transduction; regulation of actin filament polymerization. NCBI's taxonomy places the organism in Eukaryota, Metazoa, Chordata, Mammalia, Eulipotyphla, Soricidae. The record is from RefSeq and is a predicted model, not a curated record. Gene Ontology annotation, cellular component: cytoplasm. The transcript is spliced from 15 exons. Gene Ontology annotation, molecular function: GTPase activator activity.